Molecule: messenger RNA, 1131 nt
Organism: Symbiodinium sp. CCMP2456
Lineage: Eukaryota; Dinophyceae; Suessiales; Symbiodiniaceae
Source: the annotation of a GenBank genome assembly
AUGCCACAUAUUAUUAUCAUAAGAACCCACCUUGUGCUUGCUGCAAAGGGGCACUUAGGCAUCCGCAUCGCGUGCUACCUCUUCCGGGCUUGCUCGGCUGAUCUCGUCUCUUCGCCUUGGACCGACUUGAAAGAGCUGACCAAGACGGAGGUGUUCUGGGGUGCUUACACCAAGCUGGACAAUUUCUAUGCCAUCUCCCAUGACUGGUUGGUGGAGACGGUGAGGGCCGGGGAGAAGAAGUUCGUGAAGCGCGGGAAGAUUCGCUUCCUGUCCCAGUCCUGGGGAAUUCCGAAGGAGUGGGACGAGCUGAUGGGGGCGGGAAGCUAUGCGGAGGCCAAGGCAGCGGAAAUCUGUUGCAUAGCCAAGGAUUACGCUUCAUUAGAGCUGGGAGACUCCAAGAAGUGGAAGGAGGUGUACUUCUGGGUGGAUAAGUGUUGCAUUCCGCAGGGUGAUCAGGAGCUGACUGGAUGGUGUGUCAACCUCCUAGAAGAGUACAUCAUCUUCUGCGACGGGCUUGUGGUGUUGGUCCCAUGGACAUACUUUACGAGGCUUUGGUGUGUCUAUGAAUGGGUUUGCUUCCUGCUAGUGCACGACCCCGUGGACAUUGAGAUUUGCGCAGACCCCUUCGUGCGGGAGAGCACGCUUCCGCUCUUCAUCGAGGCGAUUGGCAACUUCAAGCUCGCUUCUUGCCAGUGCUUCCGGGAGGCAGACAGGCCCGUUCUUAUCAACAAGGUCGCAUGGUACUACAAGUCGGUUGAAGGCUUCGAGCAGUUUUUGAAGUUCACGGCCAUUGCCCUCUUCGUGCGCUGUACCGCGCAACGUCGGUCAGCAAAGUCCUUCUCCGCUCUUGAGCCCUGGCGUCAUCUCGCGGAGCGACAAGGCUUCCGCGACUUAGCAGGGAAGGUGCAAGAUGUGAUGAGCCUUCUACCCCAGUGGCGUGAGGAUGCGGUGAAGAACGCGACGGGCGGUGGCACCCGCGACGUGCAAACGGAUGUCUUCAAGCAUGUUGAGGCUUGGUUUAAGGCCGAGAUGGUCCCGCUGAUCCUCAGCAAGCGGAAGGACCUGAAUCCCUUCGAUCCCGCAACACGGAAAACCCGUAUACUGUAUACUCCUGAACCCGAAAAGCCUUGA